Argiope bruennichi is the source of this 2235-nucleotide messenger RNA. Its product is annotated as pyrokinin-1 receptor-like. The transcript is spliced from 2 exons. Gene Ontology annotation, molecular function: neuromedin U receptor activity. Gene Ontology annotation, cellular component: plasma membrane. The record is from RefSeq and is a predicted model, not a curated record. The coding region runs from base 102 to 1682 and encodes 526 amino acids. Gene Ontology annotation, biological process: neuropeptide signaling pathway. NCBI's taxonomy places the organism in Eukaryota, Metazoa, Arthropoda, Arachnida, Araneae, Araneidae.
UAAAAACAUACCGUGCCAAAUUUUACUAUAAAUUAUAAAUAUUUAUUUUUUAAAAAAAGUACGAUAUAAUUUAGAAUGGCAGAGUACUUACAUCCAUUGUAAUGGGACCAAUUCCUAAAUCAAAAGUUAACAGAAACGAGCAUAUUAUUUCAAGUGACAUUUUUUGGGCAAGCCAAAUUAUGGACAACAUGGAUUUUGAAAAUACUCUAACUUUGUGUGAUCCCAAUAAUUCUGACUCUUAUGAUUCUGGAUGCAUACAGCAGAACACGAGCUUUGAAGAUCCUAUAUUGACAAUAGCUAAUGAAUCAGAAGCCUAUUUUGAUUGGAGUAUUAUGGGCGAACGGCAGGAUCCGUAUGCAAUUCCUAUGACUAUAGUAUAUAUGAUCAUUUUUCUCACAGGUAUCAUUGGCAAUGUAUGUACUUGUAUUGUCAUCUCAAAAAACCGUUAUAUGCAUACAGCUACUAAUUACUAUCUCUUCAGCUUGGCAGUAAGUGAUUUGUUGCUUCUAAUCCUUGGUCUGCCACAGGACAUAAACCACCUAUGGUCCAAGUAUCCAUACCUAUUUGGUGAAGCAUUUUGCAUUUUAAGAGGUUGGUCUUCUGAAGCAUCCACCAAUGCAUCCAUUCUGACCAUCACAGCUUUUACUGUGGAAAGAUAUCUGGCCAUAUGCCAUCCUUUGAAAGCGCAUACCAUGUCUAGGCUCUCUAGAGCCAUCAAAUUCAUCAUUGCGAUUUGGAUAUGUUCUGCUUUUGCUGCUAUUACCAUGGGAUACCAGCUGGGUAUAAUAUACGAGCAAGACAACCUGGGAAAUGACAUACUGGAAACUGCAACUUGCUCCGUGAAGCGUCCUCUGGACCAUUCCUUUGAAUGGUUUACGGCUUUGUUCUUCUUUGUCCCGGGAACUAUAUUGUGCAUCUUGUACUCUCUGAUCGGAUUGCAGUUGAAGAGAUCGUCAGAAAUGGGUCGCAGUCAUCAGAGUCGACCGGUAUCUUCCAAUGUGAACGGAUCAUCUAAGAUGCAGGGUAUGAUCCUCAACAGCCAAGGACGAACUGUCAGUCGAAAAAGUUCGUCGGCUUCUAGAAAGGAUGUCAUCAAAAUGCUGGUUGCCGUCGUUAUCGCAUUCUUCAUUUGCUGGGCCCCCUUUCAUGCCCAGCGUCUCAUGGCAGUCUACAUCACCGAACCAACCGAGUCCGACUUCAUCAUCUACAGUUAUCUCACCAAUAUCUCUGGAGUCUGCUAUUACGUGAGUGCAACUAUCAAUCCCAUUCUCUACAGCAUUCUGUCCCUCAAGUUCCGGCAUGCAUUUCGAGACACACUUAGCCGCUGUCUUGGGAGGGGAUCUGCCCUCAGACGUCGUGACAGACACCGCACCAUGAGUUUUUUCAACAGCACCCUGAAAUCUGGCAUGGAGAUGACAGAAGAUUUCACCAUCGUCUCAGAGGUACCAGGGCAUGAGCACAGCCAUGUUAAUCACAAUGGGGGACAUUCCACAGGUAGAAAACAAACCCGUCUCUCCAUGGUCAAGAAUAUGGAUUUAAUGGCUGGUAACUUCAGCAGCAACAGUCCUCCCAGAAAGAAGACAAGCAGUACCAUCAGCAAUGCUUCGCUGCAAAUGAUGGAAGCCUUCGAUGAUUCCAAUAUCUCAGAAUAUAUCGAUCAAAUGAAAGAAACCCAAACUUAAAAUGUAGAAGAAAUAUUGUGUAUUACAUAUCUUCGUCGUCAUUUUGUUUUCAGUGGUGUGCAUUGUAUAUUCACUUGCAUGAAGUUAUAUCUCUUAAGUCCUUGCAAAAUGUUUUAUACACCAUAUAGGCAACUAUUGCUUGUGUGAUUAGAUUUUAGAAAUUUCGUUUUAUUUAAAAAUAUUUCUUACAUUUCAUUUAUUUCAUUUCAUGUAGAAACUUUUUAAAUUAGUUUUAUUUUUUCAUUUAGUUGAGAGAAGAAUUAUUUAUUUAUAUAAACCAGUAUUUUCUCUGAUAUAUGUAUUAAUCUUAAGGAAUUAUUUUAAAAAGGAAAACGUUCCUUUCUUUGGUUAUGCAAAUACAGCUAUUCAUGCUCGAAAAUUUUGUAUAUGAAGCAUCAUGACAGUGACAUUAGAAAUAUCUCAUUUCUUUUCUACAGACUUUUUAAACUUUUUAAAAAGAUAAGGUUAUUUAAUGUUAAUUAUAAUUAUUAUUGAUUAAUCAAUUAAAUGCAAAAAAUGUUUUCGAAAUGCAUAAACUUUUCCAACGAUCUGA